UUUCCUUAUUAGUAUGUGUUUAAAUAUACCACUUAGCAACUAUAGAUAUAAACGUUUAACUAAUAAGCCUUUCCGAGAGAAGAGUUAUUUUAAAAUAUUGGUCAUUAUGGAGGGGUUAGGUAUCACUAUAAAUUGUUAAUAAAAUUAUGUGGGCCCUGAAACUAAACUCAGGCGUAGAGACGAUAAACAGACAAUAACACAGGGCCAUGUGGUCGUCAUCACCAGGAUCGAUUUGGAAAUCUUUAAGUUUUAUACAUAUUACGUGAAUGAAGUUUCCAUUGAUCUAACCUGUGGAAAAGAAUGGAGCUUUCCUUUAGACACUGUAUAAUAACGGAUUGUAUUAGAAUACUGUGUCAGCCUGUAUAGCAGGGAAGUUUAAUCUGUGAUUGUGUGAUGUAUUUUAUACACACGGCAUUUAAGCGAUGGUUUCCUGUUCCUAAAUACAUGGGAAUAUAAGAAAGACUCUCCCAAAUAUCAUUGUAGAUAUAUACCGAGCAUGCAGCUAGGAAACUAGAGCUACGUGGAGAAAACUGAUGUGGAUCAGUACAAAAGGACAUUAGCUCAGAUGGUUGGACAGUUGUAGGUAUCUGAUAUAGUUGUAUAUAUAUAUAUAUCAUCAGCGCAAGGAGACGAGCAGUAUUGAUAAAAGCUGCUGCUGUAGUCUGACAGCAGCUGACAAUAAUGAUGAUGGCGCUAAGUGACAAAGCGGAGAACGUGUCAAGGGACUACCUAAGACUUGUUGACAAGGUUAACGAUAAACUCAGGACACUCAGGGCCGACCUGAUUUCCAUGCGACGACAGGACGUCAAGUUGUUGAAACAGCUGGUAAACAUCAAUGACGUUAUCCAGGCGAUGUAUCAGCGAGCCAAGGAGGUUAGAAGCGAUGAAGACGAUGAAACUGAUGAACUCCAAAACAUGCGGACGACAGAUGUAUGGCGGGAAACGAGCAGACGAACACCACUUGUACGUCAACAAAGUGUGCCUUACUACUGCGGGGCACCCCGGAUGCUCACCGCAACAAGCAUAGGGGAUAGCAUGGAAGGGUUGGACGAGAUUGUGGCAGAGGAUGACUCUUCCCUCCUUAUCGGUGAUGUCACAGAUGAUACAGAUAGCUUAUUCUCCAGCUCGGGAGCCCUAACAAUACCAGUGUUCAACAGACACUACAUCCGACAAAGGGCUAUUUCCUGUGAAACGACCUCGAAUGAACAAAAUUCAUUGGACGAUAGUCACUUUGAAAAUAUGUUAAUGAAAAAUAUUCAGUUAUGGAAAUUUUCGUUAGACAAGGAUUCUAAUAGUGAACUAAGUGUGUUACAAGCAAGAUAGUAAGUUAUAGGAAUUACAUGCAGAUGAAAUUGUUAUGAAUAUCUUAUUUGACGUUUAUGUGUACUUUGAUGUUAUAUCUUCAUUUGAAACCUUAGUUUUAUUAUUAUACAACUAAUGUUUAAAUGAAAUAAACUGAGUAAAGUUUGCCAUGGCAGUGGUAAGUCAUGUUCAACAAGAUUUUCAAAUAAAUGAAUAAAUUGUAAGAUUUUUAGUGAGUGGAUUACACUUUAAAAAAUAUCAUGUGGCCAACGCCUUGAUUAACUACAAGGUCAGGCGGAACUAGUAGGCAUUAUUGAUGUUUUUUCUCCUGAAUGUCUUCCCCACCAACCAAAUAUCUCUAGAUGGUGACAGCUACCAACGUUACUUAUAGUCGCUUGGUUUUAUAAUUUAAAACAUGUCAUAAGGAGAAAAGAUGUAGAUUAAGGUAUGGAACGAAAUUUUAAUCGAAGCAAAUAUUCAAAUAAAGUGUCAGUAAAAGACAUACAUAUAGGUUAUGACUGAAAUAAAGCAAAAUGUUAUCAAUUUAAUAGUAUUUUCAUAAAUAUAUUUUCGUACUGAAUUUGGAAACUUUAUUUAAUUACCACAUUCCCUUUAUACGCGUUUGAAAUUAUGCUACUUUUUAAGAGUUACAUCUAUAUCAUUUUGAAUAUUUUAUUACUAUGUCAUAUCAAAGUCAUUACGAUUACAGAAUAACGAACAUUGAAAAAAAUGUAUGAAGGGGAGUAACUCUGAGAGUCUUGGCUUCAGGUUGAUUCGUAUCUAAUGUCUUUCAAGGGGAAUGAUCCAGCUUAUCUUAAUUUCAAAGUGUAAAAAAUAAUUAAUUUAAAGAGACAUACGCGUACGUGUAACUAUUUAUCUGGUCAAUGUUCAUUAUCAUGGCGCAAAACAAAAAUCUAGAAACAUAGUUCGAACUAAAAGUCAUUCAUUAUUCUCAACAUGCGAGCCUUAAUGUAAUCAAAAUAUUAAAUAUAACAAUCCAAAAGUUCGUCUGUGUUCAUUCUACACCUUUCUAUGAGUUUUUGUCUGUUUUUACACAUAAUCAAUAUCGCAGAGAAUUAAACAUGAUUCAAGUACAACAUGCUAGUAUUAAUCAUUUUCUGUUAUAUGUAACGAAAUAUGAUUAUAAUACUUUACCUUGUUUUUAACUCUUAAGCUAACCGUACUCAUAUACUAGAGCUGAAGUACUGAUUGUUGUAGUAACAAAACUUCAAAGGCUGUAUUAUAAGUUGUGAAGUAACCUGCACUUACUAAAAAGCGCUUCUCUGAUGAUCAAUGACGCUUAAUUGAUAGAUUGAUCGUAUAGCGAUAUAGCGGUACGUUCCUGGAAUGUCGAGGACAUCAAGAUAGAAACAUCCACGUUAUUGGAAGGCUAGGUGUUUGUCGAUAUGGACAAACAAUGUAUAAUGAUUUACACGGUACACAUGAUGUUCGUUUAACCAAACAACUGGAGAGGAUUAACGCGGUUUGGUAAAUACAAACCAGACAUAAAUGACCAUCUAUAUUUAUAUUAUGGGCCUUUGUGGCGACUGCUGAUCGUAUGUUUGUAUUUAAUCUUUUGGGCCAGUGCUAAGUAUAGGAGAGGAAGCGUUGAUUCAUUACCUGAUUGAUAAUAUCAAUUAAUUAAGCACAAUUACAGUGAAUGUCACGACUCUUCCUUUUUAGUCUAGGAUAGACGUGUCCUACUUUGCUGUCUCUUUUUCCUUAACACCGGUAAACGUACAAUCAUCUAUGUAUCCAUGUAUAUUGUAUGGAUAUAGAAUGCCUAGUGCAUCGUAUCCAACGUCAUUCAAAGUCACAUUAGGUAACACUUAAGUAAAGGCAUUAUGUCACAGUUAAAGUAACCAGAUGGAUUAUACUUAUGUAAGUUAAUGUGUUACUUAAAAUUUAGAUAGUUUCAUUUAGAGGUUCGUCUGUGUACAGUUCAAUAUGUAACAUUGUUAAGUAAACUGUUAUAGGGCAUCAUGGGUUGAUCUAGCAAGAUCACUUGUGCGAUUGAAAUAAGUGAUUGGCAAUUUACAAUUUGUAUUUCAUGAAUGCAUAUGCCAUAAGUCUAUCUCUCUUUAUUAAGUAUCCAGAAGCGUUUAUGUCAUGAGCAAAUGCAUUGUGACUAGUUUCCGUUGUGAAAGUAGGACAUACAUGUAGGUUUACCAUGAUUGAAGUUUCCGUGAAUCCAUAUCCUUUCGGAAAAUGCAAAACAAGAUAAUACCUUUUGAGUACGGGUAGUCUCAGGUGUUUCCUUCAAAGAUACUGGCAUGGUUCAGAAUAUCCACACGUGCUUGAUGUCCUUUUUAAAAAUCCAACGUUGGAAUAUAUGACAUGUAUUGAAUUAUGUGUCUUUGAUGUCUCUUUCGACCUUUAUUUUAUUUUAGUUUUCUCCUUCGCAACAAUUAGUUAUUUAGUGUUAAUCACUAAGAGGUGCUGAAGGACGAAACAACUGCACGUGCAUUUUAAUGCAUUUUCCCAAUUUAUAUAUCUUACUUUCAAUAUUGGAUUGACAAGUGCUGCUACAUGUUUUGAUAUUCUUACAUCGAAUUAGUGUUUCAUAAGAAAGGAAACAUAAGAUUGCUUUCUCUACGCAAGUGUAUAAUGUUUAACAAUGUACAUUUUCACAUCCGAUUAUAUAAAGCAUGCAAUACUCAAUAUAAUCUAUAAUAAACAUCCAAUGAUAUAAAACAAGCAAUGGUUCAAUGAUAUAUCAGGUAUGUCAAAUAUAGUAGUCGUGUUUAGUACAAUUUGCAUGUAAUACAUACUGUAUCGCCCUAGAAUAUUAUCGUAAUGCAAAGACAUUGAUAAUAAAGUCAUAUCGUACUCGG
Molecule: messenger RNA, 4136 nt
Organism: Pecten maximus
Lineage: Eukaryota; Metazoa; Mollusca; Bivalvia; Pectinida; Pectinidae
Exons: 5
Coding region: 682-1323 (213 amino acids)
Source: RefSeq, a predicted model, not a curated record